This is a messenger RNA of Gadus morhua (Atlantic cod), 1232 nucleotides long. Lineage: Eukaryota; Metazoa; Chordata; Actinopteri; Gadiformes; Gadidae. The record is from RefSeq and is a predicted model, not a curated record.
GGGGCAGUCAAGGAGCACUGACGAUGGCACAUCCCCCCAGCUCUGUUGUGCCGGGGACUCGACGGCGUAAAUCACCCAGCACCACCAAGAACGUUAAGAGCCACAACAAAUCUUCACAUGUGGAAGAGAAUCAAAUAUGGGUCCAGUGUGAAACACCACGCUGUUUGAAAUGGAGGCUAAUUUCUCAGGUGGCCAGCUGUCUUGAGCCCGGACCCAGGCAACGGGAUGCACUUGAAACAGGAUGGAGAUGGAGAUGUGCACAGCUACCAUGUUGAGUUCCUGGGCAACCCCCACAGCAGAUGUUGGGCCAUGGCCAAGUGUGUAGGCAGCUACCGAUCCAUUGCUGAGAAGGAUUUGAGAGCGCUUACGAAAACUGACAGGAAGUCAUGUAAUAUUGCCAUACAGGAGGCUGGACAAAUCAAAAACAUGUCAUGUGAGGAAAGACUCCUCUUAUGUCACUUCCAACCAAAUUACUUAUUGAUUAAAGCCGAGAAGCUGAUGUGGGACAUUGAGGACCUGAUAAAACAAUUUGACUCAAACGGCGGCUCCAGACAGAAACAAAAACACAGCAAGGACCAGAGCUCCUGGUUGUGUCAGGGCGGGAUUGAGGAGGAUGGCGAUGCCUUGAUCGUCGAGGGCUUCAGGUUUGAGAGUGCAGCCAGCACGGAGGAGCUGAGGAGCCUCGGUUCACAGCCUGGCCCAAGCAACUUGUAGCGUGACAGAUGACUCCGGGGCAGAUCGAAUGAGGAUAUGAACAAAGUGAAGUUAAGUGAACAUAGGUUAUGAUUGGGAGGCUCAAACCAAAGGGCAGCUGUGUUGAGCAAUGUCAGUUGGCUCUAUGGUAAGCUAUAUUUGCGUUUAAUAACUUUUUUUUGUUUUAUUCUUUGUUGUUUAUUACUGUUUGUUCGCCAAAGGCUAACCAGAGACAUGAUCCACUUUGUUAAUUUGAUGAAUACGGUAUUUGAAUAUUUUUUUAUUUUUGUUCCUUUUCUAGUGUUGUGUAUAUUUGCAUUGGUAUUUAAAUACCUGAAAAUGUCUUGAUAGACUUCAGGCUGUAAAUGUAAUUUGUUUAUAAAUCUGUUUAUAAAUCUCACUGUUAAUAAAAGUAGUUAUGCGUUUACACAGGUGCCCAAAUUUUCCAUGCUGUUCAAGAUGUACCACAUCUUUAUGGGUUUUGUGCGAACUGUGCAAAAAUCGACCGACAAUGAGUAACGCUGGAACAUGCACUUAAA